AUGUUACGAUUUCUCUGUGCACUUCUUCUUCCAACUAUUGCCUACGCCGCCGUUCAAUGUUACGUUGGUCAAAAACUGUUCAGCUAUGAAUCCAAUAAUGCUAUAUGUGCUCGUUUCAUUCCCUACCAUUGUGCGACACAAUGCGAAUGGCGUAAGAAUUGCUCUUCACAUGCCUCAUUCCCAGCAUUCCAUGGGCGACGAACAUUCGUCUCCGGCCUACUGAUCAGUACCAAAUCUCUUAUGGUUCUUUGUUGCGCAUCUAUGGCAACACGACUUGAAACCGAUGAACAGGGACGUGAAAAAUGCGUAUGGAGGGAUACAGAAUCUAUUGCUGUUCUCGGACCUUCAAUUCGCACCAAUCCCGUGCUAGCCCCAAAUCACUACAUCAGAGAUGUGAACAUGGAACGAGAUGGCAGCUCAAGAGUUGAGGUCACUUUGGAAGUCUGCCAAUAUCAGACAGAAAGAGAUCACUGUAACGCCGAGAAAAUGAGUGACGCUGAGUUGAGAAGAUUCAAUGUGAUUCAACAAAAACUUGAGCGCCUCGAGCCAAAGGUUGAACCGAAACCAGUCACACUACCAAAAGCUCUAGAAGCUGUGAAGACAGCAGGCGAUGAUAAAGCUGCCGGUGACUGUGAGACACUAGCACAAAGUGAAUGCGGAAAGGAAAUUCAAGGCAGAAUUCAAGGAUGCUGCAAGGAGAGUCCUAGCUGCGACCCGGAUUGCAUAAAGGAAGUGGAAAAUACACUAACCAACGAAGCUGCUCUCAGCAACAAAGGCUGCACAACACAAGAGAUUCGACAAGGUCUGGACUGUUUCAGCCGAAAACUCAACAGCCAUAUCUCAUAA
Cooperia oncophora is the source of this 846-nucleotide messenger RNA. NCBI's taxonomy places the organism in Eukaryota, Metazoa, Nematoda, Chromadorea, Rhabditida, Trichostrongylidae. The record is from the annotation of a GenBank genome assembly.